ACAAGCGGACGGAUUAUCAGAACAGAGCGUACAUGACAUUAUGCAAAGAAGAUGAAAAAAAUCUUCCGAGCUAGUAUUCUUGUAGUCACAGUAACAGAUCCGAUGGGCGAUGAUAAAGUCUCGAAAGGCAGGAAGGACAUUGGUUUGGCGCUCGGAAGUCGCAAACCGCAAGGGGUCCAGAGUCCAGCGGUCCAGCCAGACGUGACAGGGAAGCUCCAGAGCUGAGCGCAAAAGCUAUCAUCCCUAGCGGCUCGCCGGCCUUGGUGGCUCGCCCCUCAAGGCUGCACCAUUUCGUCCCCAUUGCACCACCACACCACACCACACUUCUGCCAGACUCCCAACAACCAACCUCAAUUGAUCAGUCCCGAUCUCCCCUUUCCCAUCAAUAAUCGCUGCGUCUCUCAUUCCUUCCGCAGUCGCAAUCGCAAUUACAGUCAUUGCAUCCUGGUACAGCUUACCUCGUCCUUUGUCCACGAUCAGCCAGAUACUCAUUGUGCUACUUUGCCGCUGCGUAAAAGAGAUUACCUUCCGAUAAUCAACCCUCCCAGCCUCCUCCGAUUACUUCUCAACCUUGACAUCAGUCAAUCAUCUACAGACACAGCUGCUCCGUGCUCUUCAAGCAAUUAACUGCUACCAAACGCAUCGUAUCAUCGAAUUCCGUAUCGUCCAUCAUUCGCAUACCCAAAUAUCAUAAUGGGCAGCUUCGUAUUUAAAUGGGACCAUCCCGCCGAUGAGGUCUACGUGACGGGCACUUUUGACGACUGGAGCAAAUCAGAAAAGCUUGUGAAGACUGGCGAUUCGUUCUCGAAGGAUGUUACACUCAACAGCGCCGCAGACAAGAUCUACUACAAGGUGCGUGGAAAACACAUAUCAGACUGGAUUGUCGAAAAGACGUGGGGACUUGUGCUUCGAGUCGUGACUUCGAGGCGCUAAUGCCGCCGAGUGGCCGUUAAAGAAGCUUGAAGAGCUUCUCGACGAAGCAUGCUGCCUUCCUGGAUGCAGAAAAUGACUUUAAUCUGCGGAAUCUGCGCUUGACCCUGCACCAAAAUGAUCUCUUAUGACGCGGUACGGCCGAGUUGCCCCAAUUUACUUCUAAGCGGUGAAGCUGCCAACUCGAACAGUAUCGCUUCCAGGUCAGCUGGUAGGCUGUAGUGCCCUGUUUAACAUGCUGGUGCUUGGGCCACGCAACAGGGCCGGUGGCCUGUUCCCAACCCCGCCAUAAGCUACAAGGUAUUCGUUGUUGACGGCAACUGGGUUACCGAUCACACCGCUCCUCAAGAGAACGACGCCUCAGGAAACUUAAACAACGUCCUUACCACGGACCGAAUCAAGAAGCACACGCCCGAGACAGUUGGAAUCAUGUCUGGCGUCGCCCCUACCUCCACAACCGCCGCAUUGGCAAAGGAUGUGCCCCUCGAAAGUGAAAAGGCUGCUCCUCUAGAACAAACUGUCUCGUCCGAUCUACCAGGCGCUUUUCCCGAGACACCAGCAGCUACCGAGAAGGGAGACUUCUCGGUCAAUCCCCUCCCAGCCGCGGACGGAGCUGUAAACCCAAUAAAGCUUGCUCCUGGCGAGAGGGUUCCAGACCCAAGCACAUUCACCAAUAACACUAUCACAUCUGGUGUUCACGAUGACCCCGAGCUCGUUGCGGCCGACAAGGCAAAGACCGCGGCUGAACCAACUUUCAGCGUCAACCCACUCCCAGCUUUUGCUGGCGCAGUCAACCCUGAGCCAGGCACUGUCAACAAGAACACCAUUGAGUCAGGAGUCACGCUUGACAAAGAGUCGUACGAGAAGAGUGGUGGAAUCGGCAACGCCCCAGUCCUCCCCCCAGUUGUCACCCCUGAUGCAACCCGCGCCAUCAACGGCACUGGAAUCUUGGAUAUGCCACCUGCGAAGAACUUGAUCCCAGAGUCGAGCUUGCCAAUUGGAACGUCAGGUGCUGGUACCUUCGACGCUACUCCUACCAUCCAAUCUGCAGGCCCAACGAGCACCACCGCAGCACUUGCUGCAGGUGUUCCUCUCGAGUCGUCAAAGGUUCCAGAUGUAGUCAAGGAGAGCCAAGAGAAGGCAAACGUUGAUCCUGAAGCCAGUGCCAUCCCAGAAGAAGUCAAGGAGAAAAGCGCGGUUGAGAAAGAGCUAUUGAAGGAGGUUCCAGUGGCCCCAUCAACCUCAGAGGGAACUGCCGGAAAGGGAACGGAUAAGUCUGAGAAGACUGUCUCUGCAGGUGAAGCUGCAGCUGCAAUUGGCGGCGCAGCCGUGGCUGUUGGUGGCGUUGCUGCAGCUUAUGCAUCUGGCGCCGCGAGCACUGCCGCAAGCAAGCUUCCAGAAUCUGUAACCAGCAAAUUACCCGUGUCCAUUCAGAACUCCAUCGCAUCAACGAAUGCUCAGUCAGAUAGCACACCAAAGGAGGUUGCCAAGGAUACACCUGCAAUCGUCAAGGAGUCAAUUGCCGAAUCAGGGCAAGCACCAGAGGCUGCUGCAAACGAGGAGGCUGUGUUGGAGAAGAAGGCUGUGGAGAAGGAAUUAUUGUCUGAGAUCAAGCCCGAGACAUCGACCGGCGAGUCUGCACCGAAGAUUACAUCGACUGAGACAAAAUCUGCCGAGACGAAAGCCGCUGCCCUUGCUGCUCCAACUCCAGCCAAAGCCCAAAUCGAAUCACGUGAUGUUUCUCCUGGAACUGUCCCCGGUUCUCACAGCACCCAGUCCCAGACCGCCCCAGUGGUCACCAGCGGCGUUACAUCUGCUGAGACCGACAAGUCCAGCUACGCUACUCCUUCUACUCCCGUCAAAGACACCACCGCAAAGACAGUCUCCACACCAGCGAAGACUGAGGAUGGACCAUCGACCCCAUCGAAGGCCGCCGUCACACCAGGAAGCAGUAAUGCUAGCCCGGCCAGUGCAGCCGCCGACAAGAAGAAGAAGCGAUCUAGCAUCUUCGGCAAGAUCAAGGCUAAGUUCUCCCACAAGGACAAGGAGUAAAGAGUUCACACACCACAUAUCGAGCAUGGGGAGGCUGAAGUUGCAAACAAACGAGCGGAUGGGAGAGCGAACGCAGUAAUCAAUUUGGGAUGUUUCGGAAGCCCGGGCUUUCCGAGUGUACGAUAUUGGCAGAGUCUCCCUUCCAAUCCAAACGGACGUAAUGUGGAGGGUGUUGUCCGAUGGUGGGAGAGCGAGAGUCUGGGGAGGAUCUGCGACGUGCUUCCUUGAUACCGAGAUAAUUAUCUGAUUUUGCCCAUUUUGCUGGUCUGCUUGCUUUCGCUGUGUUCCUGGUUCAUAUCCGGCUGCUCUUUUUGGUCAUGAGAGUUGAAUGAUGGAUGGAGGGAGGGAGGGUUUUCCUUGCGAUAUCGUUGCUUUUCUGGCUUUUUGUGCAUGCUUUUCCCAAUACCAAUGUUCCUUUACUUUUUUCGUCUCUUAACUGCGUGCAUCGAAUCAUCUGGGGAGAGGCUGGAGAGAGGAGAGGAGUUGUGUGGUACCAUCGUGGGUCCAGCUCGGUCCGUGUUUUGGAAAACAAAAAAUGCAGACAGAUACAGAAAGAACGGAGGCAGCGUGGCGCGAGAGAAGUGUAGAUAGUAACUAGUUUUUGAUGAUCAUUCAUUGGGUGGGAAAGUUUACUCUUGUGAUCAUUGCUCGCGUGCUGCUCGCCAAAUGCAUAUCUAAAUCUUGAAGAACAUGCUCUGCUUUGGUUCCGGGCUUUUCUGUUCAUGUGUUUAUUCUUAAGCCAAGGUAAUGUUUGAUUCGCUUAAUGGCUUCGUUAAUUGGUCGUGCGAACGUGGCAAACAUCGAAGACUCGAUCGACGGUAUUGUUGG
Molecule: messenger RNA, 3810 nt
Organism: Cadophora gregata
Lineage: Eukaryota; Fungi; Ascomycota; Leotiomycetes; Helotiales; Ploettnerulaceae
Exons: 3
Coding region: 1360-2982 (540 amino acids)
Source: RefSeq, a predicted model, not a curated record